Molecule: messenger RNA, 1675 nt
Organism: Zeugodacus cucurbitae (melon fly)
Lineage: Eukaryota; Metazoa; Arthropoda; Insecta; Diptera; Tephritidae
Product: Hyaluronidase-4
Exons: 6
Coding region: 440-1390 (316 amino acids)
Source: RefSeq, a predicted model, not a curated record
CAAGGCGAUCGCUGUUUCAGACGAAAGAAAUAGCUUACAGCGACAGCACGACAGCUUAUCAGCGAAGAAAACACUAAAACGAAACCAAAGUGUGGAUUGUGAAAAGUUAGAAAACUGGAAAAAGAUAAAUUUUCUUAUAGUCAAAGAAGCUCACAUUGUAAAAGUAGAUGUUGUAAAUUCCUCAACAAAUUAUAACAUUUUAACUUCAGUGCAGUGAAAAUAUAACAUACCAAACGUUAAUCAUUUCAUUUUUAAUUUUGUUAAAAAAUAAUAAAAAUUAGUCUAUUCGCGAGUGCAGAAGUUGCAACGUUCUAAAUUGCAAAUAUCCAAGUGAUUUAGACAGCAACAGUAGUGUCCACAGUUACAAGAACCGUCAACUGCAUAGCUCUGUACAAUAUAAUUGAAUUGAGAAAGGGGAAAAUAACGAAGUAGUAUCAGAAUGUUUAACCAACGCAAGCUUUACUCUUGCCUGCUACUUUUAAUAGUUUCUGCUAAUUGCCUGCUCCUCACUUGGGCAUAUCCUCAAAAUGAAGUUUAUCAACAGCGACAUAUUCAACAAGGCCGCCAGUCCCCCAUUUAUCAGCCCACAGCUGAAUCCACGGGCCGCAAAUAUGCGGUGAAACCCAAUGCAUCCAAAAAAGUGGCUUUAGAUGAUGUAGAGGAUGACGGCGAUGUGGUGAAUCAAUUGAGCGAGACACCCACCGGUUUUUCUUGGUCCAAUAUGUUGUCGACUGUUUUAACGAUGUUCUUCAAUGGAGCAGCGAACGUGCCCUCUAAAUCUGAUGAUGUAGACAACUCAGUCGGUUUCGGUGGCUCACCCUGGGCCAAUGUAAUAUCGAUGGGUCUGAAAAUUAUUAACACACUUUUGGGCGGCGGUGCUCCAAGCGACGGUAUUGAUAAGGUUGACAACGGCGGCUCUCCAAUGCAGAACAUCUUAGCUGCUGUGCUGUCAUCAGUGCUUGGUACCAAAGAUCCCGAUCAAGUGAAUUCGAUGGCGAAACAAGCUGGAGAGUUCAUUCAAAUCGUGAUGAAUUUGCUUGAUGCACUGAAGACAUCAUUCUCUCAUCGGUCGUUAUCUGCCCGCUCGAUGGGCAAGCGGGACUCGGUCAGUGACGCCACAGUCGCCGGUCUCUCCCUUCUGAAAGGUUACGUGCGUACUUACCGCAAUGCAGACGACAAGUGCAUGCAACGCUAUAUGUGUGAAGCAAACUCAGAGUGUGUUCGCGAAAUUGGAGGUGCCAGCAUCUUCUGCCAACUGGGAUCUUAUGCCACUAGCUACUUCCUGGAUCGCAGCAGCGAUGGUAAGUUCGAACAUUUAUAUGAUGCGGGACGCAGAGGACGCUCCGGCUAUGACUGUCAUCAACUGUUUCUUGAGUGUAAUGAAGUUUAGGACUUGAUAUAUCUUGGCGGAAAUUCUUCAUUGACUAAGUCAUAUGAAUAUGCUGCAAAAAUCCGUGAUGAUGAGAGAGAAUACAUACAUACAUAAAUUAUACAAGUUAUUUUAAUUGACGCACACAUGUAUCUCGGUCGAUUAAUCGUUAAGUUUAGGUUAAAAAAUAAUGUAUUUAUUUAUUUAUGUGCGAAAAGAAAUAAAGCAUAAAGACAAGACAUGCGCUAAUUAGGUUAGUAAAUUAUAAAUAACAAAUAAACAAGCAAAUGGAUUUGCCGAAAGUAA